This is a messenger RNA of Strongylocentrotus purpuratus (purple sea urchin), 1626 nucleotides long. RefSeq lists its product as uncharacterized. The transcript has 7 exons. Gene Ontology annotation, molecular function: wide pore channel activity. The coding region runs from base 77 to 1408 and encodes 443 amino acids. Gene Ontology annotation, cellular component: membrane. The record is from RefSeq and is a predicted model, not a curated record. Lineage: Eukaryota; Metazoa; Echinodermata; Echinoidea; Camarodonta; Strongylocentrotidae.
UCAUCAUUCAUUGGUGUACUCACCCAAGUUUGCUGAUUACACGGUAUAUCAUCUCGUCGCCUACCAGAAUAGCAACAUGUUUGUCGGAAAGACUGUUCCCAACCUCCUCAAGGUCGUGUUGGUGAUACACGCUGUGCUUCGAUGCUCUGCCCAGAUUGCCUGGCCUGUUGGUACGUACGGACUCCCGAAGCCAAACUCUGGAUGCCCCACUGGCUGGAGUGAAGGGUACAGAUACCAUGAUACCGAAGACGACAACCCAGGCAACCAAUGGAGCGAUCCUCUAGAUCUAGAUGGCACUUGGGGCCAGGCCAACAUGGAGUAUAACUUCUGUAUGAAAACCCAAAGUAGCUUAGACGGAGAAGCCUGGCCAGCGGGAAGCUAUUGCAUCUAUAAAAAGGGCGAUUGCCCAUCAGGAUUCCAGUCUGGCUCCAUACGCUGGGAUGACGAAGAUAGCGCCAAUAUCAACAGAGAAGGCGGUACUAAACCAGACGGGACCUAUGACCAUAAUACAAUAAUCUUCUUCUGCUGCAGAAAUGAUGACGUGACCAGCCAAGCUAUCUCCCUACCAAGAGCCGAUCGUUUCAUGUUGCUCUCACGCUUCGAUAGUUGUCAGCAGGUGCGGGGAAUGACUGUAACGAAGGAAUGGUUCCGAUGGGACAACGAGGAUAGCAAUAAUGGAGACAGUCAAACUGAUGUGCACCCCUAUGAAGGUAUACAGAGUGGCGGUGAGAAUGUCAGACUCAAUUUCUGCUUCUACGCACCUGACAUAAGUCAAUCCUGGCCUGAUGGUACCUACGGACUUCCCAAAUCGUUGGCUGGAUGUCCUAGCGGCUGGGAAGAAGGAUACAGAUACCACGACACCGAAGACAGCGGCUCAAACAACCAAUGGAGUGAUCCACUCCAUCUUGCUGGUACAUGGGACCUUAACAACAUGCGAAACGAAUUCUGCAUGAAGACCGUUGCUGACUUCGCUGGCCCAUCCGGCGCAGACUGGCCACAAGGAAACUACUGUAUCUACAGAUGGGACGGAUCAUGUCCAUCCGGCUUUGUAACCGACCAGGAUACGUAUAUCUACUGGGAUGAUGAGGAUAGUUCCAAUGCCAACAGUUUUGGGGGUGUGUUACCAGACGGCGUGUAUAACGGGAACACCAGGAUGCAGUUCUGCUGCCGUGAGGAUGGCGUCACUUCGCUCGGAAUGUCUCUUCCUACAGAUAAUACCUUCUACCUGUUUGCCAGCUCUACUACAUGCCAAGAGGUUGCCGGCAUGACAGUGACACCUGAAUGGUUCCGAUGGGACAACGAGGAUAGCAGUAAUGCAGACAGUCAAUCUGAGGAGCACCCCUGUGAAGGAAUAGAGAGUAGUGGUGAGAAUGUCAGACUCACCCUCUGUUACUACGUACCACAGUAACCAUCCUGCAGUCUUCUUGGAACGUGCGAACCUUUAGACCAAGUACAGUAACCAUCCUGCAGUCUUCUUCGAACGUGCGAACCUUUAGGCCAAGUAAAAUUUGAUUCCUAGUUUCUCGUCCAGAUUUUGAAAAUAAUGAGCUGGGGCCCCCGUUUCAUCAAACUUUUCAUCUUUAACAAAUGCUUAAUUUCUAUGAUAAAUUUGCUCUCAGCCAAUCA